ACCGCCGGCACUGCUGCCCUUCUUCACCAACGUCUUCGCCAGGACAUCAAGGAGAUCGUUUCCAAGCCAUACCCUGGCAUCGAUCUGCGCAUUCAAGACUCCAGCGCUCUCACCACCGCGUGUUUGAUCUUGACGCCAGAGGGCGAGGAUGCACUCCAUCUGACCAUCGAGUUCGGUUCUGACUAUCCACUGAAGCCGCCGAAUGUCACAAUCCAGAGCCGGACGCUUCAUCCAAAUGUCUUCCAAGACUACAUCUGCAUCAACAUUCUCAAGACUGACGUCGACGGCUUGUACACACCGGCGUACACGCUCAAGGGCAUCUGCAUUCAGCUGCUAUCUUUCUUCGCCAGCGAUACGAUCGAGCAGAUAGACUACGGUGGUCCCCAAGAUCUUGUUGUCGAUCGGAGACAAUGGCAGGAUGAGGAGGCGAAAUACCGCUCACCGAAAUCAUGCGACUAUCACUGCAUGGAGUGCGGAUUCGGCACCGAGCGCGCUUUGCAGACGGGCAAGAUCGACGCGACCGACGAUGCUCCUGCUCUCCAGUCGUCGAACAACCAAACUCAAUGGAGAAAGCUGAAAGAUCUGCCAAACGACCUGCUUCUCGACAUCUGCGACUUUCUCGAUGAAGAGGAUCUGUUCAUCGCCGCUCGGGCUUGGAAUGGAUUCAGCAAUCUCAUCCGCGACUAUGACAUUAUCCGGAAUCGCGAGCUUCACUGCUUCACCUUGAGGGGCGGGCUUCAUCACCUCGACCUCGGCGUGGGAGUUCACGUCAAGUACAAGGCAAUCCAGUCGGAAUUUGAUUUGCUCUCUCGUCAGGCCUUCGAUGAGUGCCGUGUACGCACGUCGGUACAAGGGCUUCCCUUCGAACACUGGCUGCCUCUUCCGCUCUCGGCGAAGCACUGGCACAAGGUCAAAGGUCAAGUGACGAAGUCAUUGACAGACAUCUCACGCCAAUCAGGAGGCCAGAUCAAUCCCGACAAUGUCCUCUACUCCUUUAUGAAUGAAGUGGUCGUCCGACUAUCAGGCGAAGCUCAGAAGUAUGACGGAGAAGAGGAGAGGGAUCGGAUGAACGGCAUCGUCAGACCAAAGAGCAGCCUCAAGCACGCCUCGGAAAAGGCGAUGGAGAGCUACUUCCAUCUCUUCCACCUGCUUCUCUGCGUCUCGAUCGAACGUCCAAAUGUUGCCAGGGACGCCCAGUCCAUGGUCGAAAAUUUCAUCGCCUACCGCAGAACCAAAGCCGACUGUCCCAACCUCGGCUACCUCCUUAUUGCAAUUCUCAUCAGCGACAUCGAGGUCACCGAGGACUUCUCCAAAGCCAUCAUCCGCGAGGCCGUCACCCGCAACGUUGUGUGGAUGCUCGAUGGCAGAGGAAGCAACCUUCCCGACUUGAGCUUCAUGGAGACUUCGGACAUCAGCGAGUACCGCCUCCAGAAGACGUUCGAAGCGGGACUCACCAGCUACCGUCUCCUCAUGUUCUUAAACCUCAUGCGCAAAGUGGUGCGCAGCGUGAGAACGACAAAAGAUCCCAACACAGGCGGAUCGAAAACAAUGUCGUUGAUCGAGCUCCGCGAUCAUCUUUUCGCUUCUCGCGGUGCGCCUCCGUACGGUACC
This is a messenger RNA of Zymoseptoria tritici IPO323, 1611 nucleotides long. RefSeq lists its product as uncharacterized. Gene Ontology annotation, molecular function: protein binding. The record is from RefSeq and is a predicted model, not a curated record. The annotation marks the transcript as partial. Lineage: Eukaryota; Fungi; Ascomycota; Dothideomycetes; Mycosphaerellales; Mycosphaerellaceae. The transcript is spliced from 2 exons.